GGAACGGCGGCCCCAGCAGACCCGCAGCCGGGCAUGGAGGCGGCGGAGGACGGGCCUCGGGGCUUCCUGCCCCGCUUCAGCCACUUCGCCACGCAGGCCAUCCACGUGGGGCAGGAGCCGGAGCGCUGGAGCUCCAGGGCCGUGGUGCCGCCCAUCUCGCUCUCCACCACCUUCAAGCAGCGGGCGCCCGGGCAGCACGCGGGUUUUGAAUAUAGCCGUAGUGGAAACCCGACAAGAGAUUGCCUGGAAAAGGCGGUUGCAGCACUGGAUGGAGCCAAAUACUGUUUAGCUUAUGCUUCAGGUUCAGCAGCAACUGUGACUAUUGCCCAUCUAUUAAAGGCAGGAGAUGGUAUUAUCUGUAUGGAUGAUGUCUAUGGAGGUACAUACAGAUAUUUCAGGAGAGUAGCCUCUGAAAUGGGUUUGAAGGUUACUUUUGUUGACUGUACCAAAUUGGAAUGUCUAGAGGCUGCAAUUACACCAGAAACAAAGCUUGUCUGGAUUGAAACUCCCUCAAAUCCCAUGUUGAAGGUUAUUGACAUUCAAAGCUGUGCAGAUGCUGUCCACAAACAUAAAGACAUUAUUUUAGUGAUAGACAACACCUUUAUGUCAGCAUAUUUCCAGCGUCCUUUGUCUCUGGGGGCAGAUAUUUGUAUGUAUUCAGCAACCAAAUACAUGAAUGGGCACAGUGAUGUUGUAAUGGGACUGGUUUCAGUGAAUUGUGACAAGCUGUAUGAAAAGCUCAAAUUCUUACAAAAUGCUAUUGGAGCAGUUCCAUCUCCUUUUGACUGUUACCUCUGCAAUCGGGGCUUGAAGACUCUGCAUAUCCGAAUGAAGCAGCAUUUCCAAAAUGCACUAGCUGUUGCUCAGUACCUUGAAUCGGAUUCCCGGGUAGAAAAAGUCAUUUUCCCUGGAUUACCUUCACAUCCUCAGCAUGAGUUGGUUAAACGUCAGUGCAGUGGCUGUCCUGGAAUGAUCACCUUUUACGUUAAGGGAAAACUUGAACAGGCUGUUGCAUUCCUCAAGCAUUUAAAGCUUUUUGCACUGGCUGAGAGUCUGGGAGGAUACGAAAGCCUAGCAGAGCACCCGGCUGUCAUGACUCAUGCUGCAGUUUCUAAAGAGGAUAGAGACGCUCUUGGAAUCACUGAUACUUUAAUUCGUUUAUCAGUUGGUUUGGAGGAUAAAGAGGAUCUACUAGAAGAUCUGGAUCAAGCUUUGACAGCAGCAUUCCCAGAGUACACUGUUCGCAACUAGAAGUCAGAAGUUGGAACACCACACAGCUAAAAUACUCAGAGAAGAUUAAAUGAAAAGCCAAACUGCUGAUGAGUUUCUUCAGAUUUGCCUUUGAAAAAUGAACCCUAUCUUAACCUUAAUUGAAUCUAGGCAGUUUUCAUUUGUGCCUUUAGCCUCACUUUCCAAAGGGAUUCAAUAAGGGUUGUGUACUGGUGCACAAAACGACUUUCAGAUAUGUUAUUCUCAUGUGAUGUUAUCAUCCUUUGCUCUUGUGACUUGGCUAUACUUGAGGGAAGCUAUGAUGUACACUCAGGAAUAGUGUCUCUCUCCCAUUGAGGUUAAAAACUGGUGUUUAUUAUGCUGUACAUGAUAAAUGUGUAUCAUGUUAGAGGAUGCUGCUUUCGGCUGGUGCAUCCUUUUUCUUUCUUUUACCAGGAUUCUGCAGGGUUUUCUUUUUUUUUUUUUUAUCAUCACAUUUACCUCUAACCCUGAAGGUAUAUUUGGAAUGCUGCUUGCUCUAACUCAGAUUCUUUUGAAUGACAACCUCAAAUGUGGUUUGACUUUACUUUUUUUCCUCUAAAUAUUUUGUGCAAUAUUGAAAAUAAAGCAAAAUCAGAUGCCUAAUUCUGCAGAAAACUUAAUGACAUUUUUUGUAAGUUUACUUAAUUUUGUUUAAAUGCUUUAGUUGAUAUUUUGAAAAUUCCAUUAUGCAUUUAAUUAUAAGGUUUUUUUUUCUGGUUCUGUAGCUAAUUUUAUGAGCCUUAGUCCUAUGUUUGAAAUCUAAAGCAAAAGGGAUUGGCUGAAACACCUAUUUUAAAUUCUCUCAUGAAUUAAAAUGAAAUGUAUUACAAUUUGUUAUACAACUGAUGAUUUUGAUAUAAGAAAAUGAGUUUGUUUUUAAACUGUCACCUUUUACUUACAUGAAGGUAUAUGUUCACAUGAAUAAAGGUUUUCUGCAUUGGGUCCAUUGUUUGAAGUUUGUAGAUUUAGGAGGUAUGUGUGCUCAAAUAUCAUCUACUCUCUUAACAUAGAUAUUGAAACAAGAGUUCAGAUCCAUAGUUAUAAUUGAAAAGCUGAAUUUCGAACACCCUUCAACACAAGUAAUCCAGUAAAGACACAGACAGGUUGUAUUGAUAAAGUAACAGCAUUGAGUCUGAAAGUUUCAGUGGACCAUUUUACCCUGAGAAAAUACUUCAGUCUUAAUUCUUGCUUUGUCAAUCUGGAAUUCGUGUUAUUGAAUAUUUGAAUUCCUAAAGUAGAUAAUGAAGGGAAAAAUGGGGCAUUAGUCGCAAACAUGUUGAUGUUUUUAAAAGUGUAGCUUUCUCAAACCUAAAGAUGCCCCUUUUUAGUAAAUAAGGGGUAUUUAAUCAAGUUUAGUUCUUUGGCCUUUUAAAACACCAUCACUUUUUAUUUGUAAUCCAGAAUUGGAUUACAGUGUUCUCUGUGUAUUGUAACUGGAAUGUUUUAGUAAAUAAAGCAACAUCAAAACCA
Messenger RNA from Gavialis gangeticus (Gharial), 2721 nucleotides. It is a transcript of the gene CTH, whose product is annotated as cystathionine gamma-lyase. Gene Ontology annotation, biological process: transsulfuration. Gene Ontology annotation, molecular function: cystathionine gamma-lyase activity; pyridoxal phosphate binding. Lineage: Eukaryota; Metazoa; Chordata; Crocodylia; Gavialidae. Gene Ontology annotation, cellular component: cytoplasm. The record is from RefSeq and is a predicted model, not a curated record. The transcript is spliced from 12 exons. Bases 34 to 1251 code for a protein of 405 amino acids.